AUGCGCGCGGGACACCCGCAAAAGUUCCGCGGAGACCAUCGAUCGCCUGGCGCUGAGACAAUUUCCGAGUAAACACAUUUUCCUAAUGGAUUUUGUAGUCGCUUUUUUUUUCUUUGAUGAGAUUUUUGGCCCCGGGAUAAGAUUCUGAUGAAGGAAUGACGAAUUUUGUGGGAUUAAAAUAGCUUGGAAGCCUUUUUUUGGUCUGGAAAAGAGAAAAAAUGCUUUGAUGUGAAAAUUUUAAUCAUGAAAUUGAUUGGAGUGAGAAAAAAAUGGAGUUUUGAAAAUUUUUGAAGGCGUAAAAAAAGGGAAAUUGAACUUUUUUUGGAAACUGUUUUUUUCCCUGAAAAAAAUCAAAAAAAUCUGAAUUUCGACGUCUAAUUUUAUAAUUAAAUUUCUGUAGAAUAGAAAAAAAUGAAUAAAUUCAGUAGAAAAAAACAGUAAAAAAAGCUUCGACUUUUUAAUUUCAGGGCAUUUUUUUGUUAGAAGAAGCACAUUUCGGUUUGAAAAAAAUUUCUAUUAGAAAAAAAUUCGUCAAAAUGUUGGAGUAAGAUUUUUGAGCCGCAGGACAUUUUUUUGGUCAAAAAAAUUGUUAAUUUUUGUUGAAUUUUAAUGUUAAUUCAUUGUUCUUAAAAAGUUUAUGUCUGUUUAAAAUAACUAAAAAAAGCUUUUUUUCGUAAAAUUUUUGAAAAAAAUACCCUCAAUUUUUCUGAAUUAUUUUUGAGAAAUUGGGCUCGAAAAAAAUACGUUUUUUUCAUUUCCAAAUCUUAUGAAUUUUUUUCAGGGCAAAAGUACAGUACCUCGUCAAGUGGAAAGGCUGGGGCAACAAGUGAGUUUAUUCGAACUUUUUAUCUCUCUAUUGUAUUUGUUUGAUUUUUCCUGGCCCUUUUUUUCACCUCCUUCACUGUAUAUUUUGACUGUUUUCCAUUUUUUGUUUGUUUUGGACAAGGGAAAAUAUUUUUCGGGUGGCUUUUGUUUCGAUGGAACUGUGGGAAAAAAGGUGUUUUUAGCUUGAAAUUUUUUUCUGUGAAAAAAACGUUUUGAAAUCGAAAUUUCAACCUUAAAAAUCGCUUUUAAGUUUGAAAAAUGGGUAGGAAUAAAUAUUUUUUUGCCGUUUUAGCCUGAUUUUUUUGAACUUUUUUUGAAAAAUUAUUUUGCAUUUUUUUCAGAAAAAAAUGGAAAACUAUGUAGAGAAAAUUACUUGAGGCGCUGAAAAACUGCCUUAUUUUGGAAUUUUUUCGAGAAAAAAUUUCGAAAUCUCGGAAAAAUGUAUGUAUACAACGCUAGAAACACACUAAAGGCGCGAAAAAAGCCUCAUUUCUGAAUUUUCGACGAUUUUUCUAACUCGAAAAGCCCAUUUAAGGAUACCUGGUCGUCUACCUGUUCAUUAAUUAACCUAAUUUAUCUGGUCUAGAACCAUAUUUCCUACUGUGACCAGUCAUGCCAGACUGCCCAUUUUCCAAUCUUCCUUCUGCAACCGCCAAAAAGUCUUUCGAUGAAAUCGCUUAUCUUUUGCCGAUAAGGUCUUACGGUAACGAUCAGGAGGCCCUUGUUCGGAAAACAGACGGCGGCGGGGGGACAGACAGCCGGUCGCUGAUAAAAAUGAUAAUGAAUGUCGGGCCGCCACGACGCCUAUCAGUUACGUCACGCGCCGGCGAAUUGCGCCAUCAAUCGUGUUGGGGGCGAGAGGAAAAGGCGAAAAGAUUCCAAAACCAUUGAUUUUUGGUCCGAAUUUCUAGAGGGACAUAUCUGCAGAAAUUUUUUUUGAGAAGUUUCUGUGAAGGACUCCUAUAGGGUUUGUUUUAGGGACCCCUAUAGGGGAAGCGUGGGGGUUCCUUCAGGGCCACUUUAAAACAUCCUAUAAGGAUCCCUCUAUUUUCUGAUUUUUGCAGAAGUUUGUUGAGAUCUUGAUGCGAAACUUUGAAAAUAUUAUUAAACUAGAAAAAAAAAAUGAUUCGGAAAAAAAUUCCAAAUUGUUCCCAAACACUUGGAGACGCUACAGAAAUCCAUUUUUGAACAAUUUCUUGUUGAAAAUUCGGUUCUUUUCUGAGGGGCCCCUAUAGCGGUUUGUUGUUUUAGGGAUCCCUAUAGGGGGAGUAUAUAAAACCCCCUAUAGGGACCCCUUAUAAGUUUCACAGUUUGGGGCUAAAGAAGAGAUCUUCCAAAGCCGAACCUAUUGAUUUUCCGCCCGAAUGGGCUUCACAGAAGAAUUUAGUUAAGGAAGUUUGAUAAGGAAAUUUGAAAAAAUUAGGUAUUUAUUGAUAAAAAUAAGCAUGAAUUCGUAAAAAAGGAAGUUCCAACGAGACCAAGACACUUGGAGAAGGGGGAAAAGCAGAUUUCUGUUGAGAAAUUUCAAACGUUUUUUUUUUGACGUUUGAAAAGUCAAACCCAUUGAUUUUUGUCCCGAAAUAAAAUCGUGGUACCGUAAAAGUAGACAUUUUAACAAGAUUUUUCCGAAAAGUUCGAUGAGAAAACUUGAAAAAAGUAUGUAUCUUGGACAUUGAGUCAAAUAAUUACAGGUAAGGAGAACUUCGCGAAAUUACGACUAGUUAACAAGUUUUGUAGAAGGUUUUCCUUUUUAGUACAGGAUUUUGAAUCGAAAAUUUCUUGGAAUAACUUUAAAUCGAAAUUUUUUGCCUUUUUUUUCUUUGUAAUUAUAUUCUAAUGGAGUAACUUGUUUAAAAACUCGAGGAAAGCCGAAAAAAAGUUUUUUUUUUCGAACCGCCAAUAAUGAAUUUGUGGAAUUUCGGACGAACAAAAUGGGUUACUGUACCACUGGAUUAUCAUUCCUUGACCAUUAUCAGUAAUGAUAAAAGUGUCGUUAAACUGCUGGCAAGCUUUCAUUGGAAAAAAAAGAAUUUGUGUAAAAACUAGGCUUGAUUGAUUAUCCGAAUCCUACUGUAGUGCACUAUUAAACAUGAUUCUCGAAACGAAACGAGCUAGGGACAAGAUAAAUGGCCGUCGAGGCGACGAUGUUGCAGCCGACUGUUCUUUUGCCUCCCAGACUCUGCGUCUCUGGCCCCCCGUCUCUUAGCCCCGCCCAUUUUCCCACGCUGACCGCUGUCUGCUCGUCUGUCCCUCCCUCUCUCACUCUCCGUCUCUCUGUCUCUUUCUCUGUUUGUUCUCGCCAGCCGUUUGAAAAUAAUGGCCGCUCCAUUUGAAUAAAGUCCGUGGAGAAAAAAAGGGAGGGAACCUUUUUUGGGCCUAAAAACGAUAUAAAUUUACAGAAGCUUUUAAAAAAAUUUUUAUUUUAUGUAUAUAAAAAUUUACGAUUUUUUUAUGUAUAUAGAAAUUUAGGAUUUUUUUCCUUUUUGUGUGAUAUUGGAGGCUUUACAAUCUUGAAAGUUUUGAAAAAAAGACGAAAUUUUGAGGUUGAAAUUUGGAAAAAAAUGUAUGCUUUUUCUCUAUAUGAAAAAUCGACAAAAAAACGCUUGGAAAAAAAAAUUUUUUUGAGCUUUUUUUCAAACGAAGGAGUUUGAGAAGAGAAUUAGGGAAAAAAAUUGGGAUUUCGGCCCAAUUUAAGGUAUAAAAAAAUAAAAAUAUACUUUUUUUAAAAAAAUGUAAUCGGAAAAAGUGGGACAUUUUUUUGCAAUAGAAACAAGUCCGAAAAAAACUUGGGAUAAAAAAAUUCCUGUGUAUUUUUUUGAAGAAUCUGGAUUUUUUUCUUAAGGGUUUACGGCGUAAAAGAAACCACAGAAAGUGGGAAUUUUUGAUCCAAAAAUUUAGAUUUUUUUUUCUCAAAAAUUCUCAUACUGAUCGAUCUCUGUGCCCUCCAUUAUUUGCUCCUUCCCGACAGCCAGUCGGAUUGGAAUUAAUGGGCGGCCAUUUAGAAUGUUGUUUAAACAAAUUAUGUGCAGCUAGGAUUGCGAUUUUGCAGACACAACACAUGGGAACCGAGGGAGAAUAUCUUCGACGAGCGACUCGUCGAAGACUUCGAGAAGGAGCAGGAGGAGCUCCAGCGCCAGAAACAGCAGCAAAAGGGUCGGAAGCGGUCCUCCACGGGCGCUAAUUGCAAAACGGUAAUCUUUAGGGAGAAUAUAGGGAGAUUUUCGGGAGUCUGUGCGACUUAUAGGUGCCAAAGGUGUCAAAAAAAGUUUUUUUUUCCUUUUUCGGGAUUUAGUUUCAGUAGAGAUAAAUUUAAAGGUGCAUAAAGGUAUCAAAAAGAAGAUUUUUCUGUAGAUUUUAAUAUUUGAUUACUAACCCGAUGUAAUGGGCUAAAACUACGCCCUCAUAUAGGGCUGACAAUUGCGAAACGGUAGCUUUUAGGGCAUUGAAGGGAGAUUUUUGAGAUUUAUUUCCAGUAGAGGGAAACGGAAUCAAAAAGAAGACUUUCUCCAGAUUUCAAUAAUUGAUUACUAGCCCAAUGUAAUUGGCUGUAACUACGCCCUGAUAGAGGGCUGAAAAACUGCAAAACGGGAGCUUUUAGGGCAUUGAAGGGAGAUUUUCGGGACUUUCAGUCGUUCAAGCUUUCUAUAGGGGCGGUUUUUGUAAGAGUUUUCAAAAAAAAAUUCCAAGUUUGAAGCCCGAAACAUGAUCAAACUACAUACAGAUGAACACUAGUUUUGAGAAUUUGGACAUAAAAAACUUCUGCUUUACGGCUAUCGAUUGCAAGACGGUGAUUUUGAGGGAGAAUAAUAGGAGAUUUUCGGGAGUCCGAGUCAUUUAAGCUUUACUCCAGGGACGCUGUCAAAAAGAGUCGAAAAAUUGCCGCUUGAUGAUCUAACUACAUACAGAUGGGAAUAAUGAAAACUAAUCUCGAGAAAUUUGAUGUUUGACCUCAAAAAAGCGUCCUUUCACGGCUAUCGAUAGAAAAAAAACGGUGAUUUUUAAGGCCAAAUAAAGGUGAUUUAUGGGAUCCAGAGUCUGUAGAAUUCAACUUAGAAGUGUAUAAUAGUUUUCAAAGGGAAAGUACUUUUCAAAUUCCCUUAAAUAUUAUGAAACUGCGAAGAAAUCUUUGAGCUAUCUCUGCAAAUUAUGUGUAUUUUCAUCCCCUUAUACCUCAUUGACUGGACAGGGAUCCAAAAGAACAGCCUUGUUUUCCGGUCCUCGGAAUGAUUGCCCACUCAAUGGACUCUAAAUACGAAUUAGCGAGAUUACAGACUCCGCCGAAACGAUCACGGCCGCGCAGACUCGCUGGAGGCCCCGUCAGGGACGAGAGUAGCGAGAGCAGCGAUCAUGGUAACGCUUUUUCAAUCUUCAAUUAUUCUCUGUUCACUUUGGAAGCUGUAUCAAAACUGGUAGUAAAAAGAUCUCUUAUCUACACAAACACGGGCAAAAGUCUAAAAGAACCUAAAAAGAACCUUUGGAGUUUACAUUCGAUCUUUUGGCGAAAAAAAGGUGAAAAAAUGAGUUCCCGUGAAACUUUUGACACUUCAUAAAGAAGCUUUCGGCUCUUCUUUUCAAGGACGUUUGGGUUUUUUCCCGUGAAAUUCAGUUUAAGGCCUUUAAUUCAAAAAAAAAAUCGUAUGAAACUGGAGGGAAAGCGAAUUCUCAAACAGAUAUGAUCGUUUUCUGACGAAAACUGUCUAGUAAAUUGGCUCAGUUUUCAUCACAUUUUGAGCCAUAAAUUCGAAUACUCAGCCGAACACAAAAAAGGACUGUAUGACUUGGCGACCACAAAAAGAGACCAGUCAAUUGCACUUUUUACUGAUUGAGAAGAGUUUUGUGGCCAAAAGAAGAUGUUUUCCAAGAGUAAUAGGCUUUUCUUGCUUUUAAAAAAAGCUUUGGAGGACCUCAAGAGGAGCACUUUUUCUGAUCUGGGAAAAUUUUUAGUGGUCAGUAGUGCUUGCCAAGGACUACUUGGAAAGGACACUAAAGUGGCCACUAAACCCACCCCUAUAGAGGCCGCUAUUUUCCGUUUUAGUGGCCACUUCAGUAGUUUUUCACCCAGUAUUCCUUCCAGUAACUCUGAUAAUUUUUAAACAAAGAGAUUGGACCAGUUAUGUUGAUCCAUUGACCCCUAAAGUGGCCACUCAAAUUUUUAGUGGUCUAGUAGUAGCACUUAAAGCUCUAUAGUGGCCACUAAAACGUCGAUUUUCAUGCAUUCAUGGACUUUGUUUGAAUCUAACUGUUAUGCCUAUAAAUAGGUUCAGUUUACAUCACAUUAUGAGCCAUAAAAGUCGAAUAAUCCACUCAGUCGAACACAAAAAAAGGACCGUAUAACUCGGCGGCGUCGUCUUUUUGCGGCUGAGGGCCACCAAAAGGCGUAUGUCAAUUGCACGUCUGUCGUCGGGGCCCAAAAGAAGAGUGGGAGAGGUUUUUCGAGUGUGCGCGCAAUUGCACAAAUUGCCAGGCACUCUUUGCAUCGUUCCGAUUAAUCUUACUGGAGGUUGAGAGUGGUGAAUACACCGAAGGAGAUUUUUGCACGAUAAUUUUGUUUAUAAUGGCUUUUUUUGGAUGGAAAAAAGGUGGACUUGAUUAGAAUCACGCUUGGGACUUUAUCAGCUAAGUAAUCAUUUGAGAACCUAGGAAAUCUGAAAAACUGGUCGGAUUUUAUGAAAUUCACCUUGUUCCCAAGGGAGACAGGUGUUACCAAAAUGGUACCAAAAUAUGGCCAGAAGUUGAGGAAAAUUAAUAAAUAUUUUUUUUCAAAAUGACGCAGGACAAGGCUGCCCAACCGAGAGUAGGCAGGGUUACGGUAGCUGUGGGAGAGAAAGGGGACGAUUUUCGUCCGCACCCCGUCGUUGCUGAGGACCCCAUUGUGUGUGGCGGACGUGCGAAAAUGCUGUCAUUAGCCCCGUGGAGCAUACAUAAUCGCGACAAAAUAGCCUCUCCGCCAGUCCUCGUUACGAAGACAUUUGUGUCCGACGAGCUUAACGAUAAUCCGACGUGAUUUGCUGAUUUUAAUUAGAAAUCUGGAGGGGGACAUUUAUUGGCACCUUGGGAACGGGAAAUUGGGCCUUCAAAGUUGGGACUUUUUGAUUUUUGAUAAAUCUAAUCAGUGGCUGUUCAAAGGAUGGUUGAAAUUAAAGUUUUUAUUAAAAAGUAUUUUUAAUCAAAAAGUAGAUUUUAUGAUGAAAAUAUGGGGUUUAAUGCAGAAAUUACAAGAUUUUUUUAGUGUUACUAGAUAAAAUUUGAAAAAGAAAUAAAUGGUCCAUUUUUUGGUCCAAAAGGUCCAUUUUUUCAAAAAAGACACAAGAUUGGGUGACUAAAGGGUGGUUCUUUGAAAAAUUUUAAUCUUUCCAAAAAAUCUUCUCAAAAACCCCCGUAACGAUUUCGAAACUGUCUCUCAUCAAAAUCGUAAUGUUGGCAAAAAAAAAACGAAACCGUAAUAGAUAUUUGUUUUCCCACCGUCCAAAUUGUUCGUGUGAAAAUUCUUGUCUUCAAUCAUUUUUUUUUUUUUUGAUCGUAUCGAAAACGAAAGAUACGUUCCCCAGAGAGCCGCAUUGCAAAUGUAAAAAUAGAUUUAGUACUUUCCGAAAUUCUGCAGAUACAAUUUGGGUCGCUUUCAUACAGAAGAUCUAGCUAUAAAAAGCUUUCAAAAAAGGCCAAAGUUGAUGAAGACGAAGAAGAAGAAGAAGAAGUGGCCUCUUCAGAGGUUCUCUAUUUAGUGGCCACUUCAGUAGUUUUUCAUUCUUUUCAGUAACUCUGAUAAUUUUUAAACAAACAAAUUGGACCAGUUAUGUUGAUCCAUUGACCCCUAAAGUGGUCACUAAAAAUUUUAGUGGUGUAGUAGUAGCACUUAGACCUCUGUAGUGACCACUAAUUUCUAACCCCUUAACUGGCCACUAAUUUUACUACUAUAGUGACCACUAAAACGUCAAAACCCUAUUGGGGCUACUAAAAAUUUUUAGAGUAGGUAAUUAAAGGAGCAUAGGAACUGUUGAAAUGGGUCUUGAAGAGGAGAGCCUUUUUUAGUGUUAUUAUAGGGCUUCCUUCCCCUUAAUGAAGCCCUAAUUAAGAAAUUAAAAGAGCAUCGACAUGCUUUCCAAGGGUCUCAAAGCGAAGAGCCGUUUUUGGUUUAAUUUAAGGGCUACCUGCGCCUUUAAACACUGUAAAAGUUAAAAAUGGUUUGACUUGAAAAAAAGUCCAAAUUCGGUAAUUAAAGGAACAUAGACAUGGUUUAUAAAAGGUCUUGAAGAGAAGAGCCGUCUUUGAUGUUAUUUUAGGACAUACAAAGACACCGAAAAGGGUUUUUUAACGGAUUAAUCCAAAAAUUUUCCAUUUCAUGCAGUUUUUCAGCUUUCCUUCUAAAGCUCAUCAUUUUCAGAAGACGAAGGCCCCUCGACGUCAUCAAAGAAAAAGAACACGUCGAUGAUGAGUGAAUCGACGGAAGGCACCGAAGUUCCCACAGUCUCUGAAGACGGCAAUGAGUCCAAGGAGCAGGAAGAAGGAGAAGGCGAAGAAAAGGAAGAAGAGAAGAAUGAGGAAGAAGAAGAGAAGACGGAGCAGCAGCGACAUGAAGACGAACAGCAGACGGACGUCUCCAGAAGCGAGGAGUUGAGCUCCGGCGGUGAGGAAAACGGACGGGAGCAGCAACUGGAGCUCGGAGAUGGGCUGGAGGACGAGGAUGAGCCGGAGAGCGUCUCUUCGGGACCCACCAUGGUGAGGGUUUACAGAAGGAAUGCGCGCUCUAGUUUCUUCUAGUGACCACUUAAGUAGCGUCAGCACUCUUAAGUGAUCCCUAGAAUUACUCAGGAAGCUCCUAGUUAGUGGUGCUUGUUAGAAGGUCUUCAAGCGAAGACUAAGUUCACUCAAGGGAUCACUAAAUGAAUCAGAGACUUCCGAGAAACAUGUAGAACACCAGAUGCUUGGAGGAGGUCUCGCAAAUUUGCAAUAUUUUGGUUAAGUGAUCACUAAAGGAGUCACUAAAGUUCAUUUUCUAGAAGAAGUAGCUUUGAGAAACGGACAGAUUUAAAAAAAUUUUAGGAACUUUUUGAAGUAAUAAAUUUAGGUAAAGUGAUCAAUUGAGGAGUUUUUGAACCUUGUAAGAUCAUCUAUUUUACGAAAGAAAACUCAGAAACUUGAAAAUGAUUUUUUUUUUUUUGAAGGCUCCAUUGAAUAAGCUGAGAAAGUCACCCGAGAAAUUCAAGAAAGCAAAAAAAAAAGAGAAGCGAGAUUCUCCUAGAGGCGCGUUUUCAUUUUUGAGAAAACACUUAAGUGUUCACUUCAUCUUGGCUAUAAAGAAACUCAAAAGUUGGAGCUUUUUCUAAUAACCCCAAGAGCCUAUGAAAAUUAUGAGAGCUGUUCUCAAAUUUCGUGAGAUUUCACUCAAGGGGCCACUCCUGGACAUUGGACACAGACGGAAGAAAAUUAGGAUCUCCAGAGUGUUCCCUAGAGGGACAACCUUAACGACUAUUGAAGCUAUUUUUCCCAUAACCCCUAUAAAGACCACUCUGGGGUUUUAAAAAUCGAAAAAAGUCCCAAAAAGGAGAGGAAAAAUAUUAUCAAACCAGUGCGCGAACCCUGAAUUCAAGCGAAAAAUCCCUCAAGGGGCCACUCCUGGCCAUUGAACACGUGCGACGACGGGGUUGCGAAGAAAAAAACAAAUGUUUAGGACUCGAAACGGGGCGCAAUCGUAAAAUUCAGCCGCCCUUUCAAACCCUGUAUAUGUUGUUGCCUCAUUCGUCGCUCAUUUCCUAUUCUACGGCCCCCUUUUUGAAGAAACAUUCAAAUUUUAGGACUGUCGAAAAAUAAAACGAAAGGCUUUCCGAUUUGAGUCGAAUUUCUGAAGAUGCAACUAUAGGUUUUUAAAGUUUUCGUCGAAAAUUUACUAUUAAACUUUUCAGUUAAUGAAGAGGAAGCUGAAUUUUUGGGCUAGGUGCAAAAAAAAACCAUUUUUCUAUACCUAUCCGUUUUUUUCGAUUUGAACCAAAGUCCUGGAAAUUUAACAAACAAAAAUACUGGCUAGUUUUUUUCCAUUACAACUUCCAUAUUUUAGGAUUCAGCUUCAGGAAAAAAAUUCGAAUUUCGUGAAUAAAUUGAAAAAGGACAAAAGACUUUUUGUAGGAGAUUUCAAAUUUUGGGACUGGCUACCAAAGAAAAAAAGACAAAAAAGGCUUCAAAUUGAACCAAUUUUUAAAGAUUGUUUCAAAAAAAUUAUGGGCUGAAGUGUUUUUUUAAAUUUAAGGUUCAACUAGGAGAAAAUUCAAAUUGAAAUUCAAAUUGAACGACUAGAAAAAGAAAAUAAGAACAAGGUAGUGAUACCGAAAAAAAAGUUUGAAAAGUAGACUUGACUAGGGCAAAAAUUUUUGAAGAAAAAUUAGAAUUUUAAGACUAGAUUAAAAAGAUAUGAUGACAAAAAAAGACAAAAAGGCUUCAAAUUGACAAAUUCUCAGAAUAUUAUUUUUUAAAAAAAGUGGUUCAAGGUUUUUUUAAAUUUUUUUCUCAAAACAGCCAACAGAUCUCGGAGGAAUAUUCAAACUUUACAAAAACAGAAGAUAAAAUGUUUCGAAAUGAAUAAGAGUUCGAAAGUGGAUUUGCAUAUGACAAACGGUUCGAGGAAAUUUUAAAUUUAGGACUAGAUUUAAAAAAAUGAUGACAAAAAAAGACAAGUGGUAGUUGAAUCAAUAUCUUGAUGAUUAUUUCAGAAAAUGACUGGUUGAAGAGUUUUUUUAAAUUUUUUUCUUAAGACAGGCCUCAGAUUUUUAAAGAAAGCUUCAAGUUGUAGGAUUAAAUACAAGAAAAAAAGAAGACGAAAUUUUUUUUUGGAGUUCAAUUUUUAGGAAUAAUUACGAGGAAAAAAGAAGAUAAAGUGUUUCGAAAUGAUCCAAAAUUCGAAAGUAGACUUGCAUAGGAAAAAGACGGAGAUUUCAAAUUUUAGGACUGGAUAAAGAAAAAUAAGACUUCGGACCAAAGUCCGAAAGCGAACCUGCGUAGGACACAAACUUUCGAGCGUUUCCAACUUUCGAAAAGAACGGCCAGUCAAACGGCACCACAAUAGACGGACAAUGUGGGAAAAAAAAAGAAAGAAGCGGCUCGCUUUUCGUGUCUGCCACGUACUCUUCCUCCAUGGCUUUCGCCGCAGUUUUCUUGUCUCGCUAUUCAAAUUUCGGGUCGUUUUGACACUUGGAAUCGUUUCAAUUUUGAUCGGAUUUUUGUGUUUUUUGAAGGGCUUGGCCUCAGACAGGUGGAUAAGAGAGUUUAGAUAAGUUUUCUGACAUUUUUCAAAGUUUUUUGGUCUCGCUAUUCAUAUUUCGUGUCGUUUUGACACUUGGAAUUGUCAACCAAUUUGAUCGGAUUUUUAAGAUUUUUGAAGGGCGUGGCCUUAACCAGUAGGGGGAGAUAGUUCUGAUCUGUUUUUCUGACAUUUUUCAAAGUUUUUUGGUCUCGCUAUUCAAAUUUUGUCAUUUUGGCACUUGGCUCGCCUUCAAUAACGCAAACCGGACGCGCCACAGACGUUUCUGAGCAUUUCUAGUAGUCACUUAAGGUUUCUGAAACCGCUUCAGUGAUCACUAGGAAAGCUCAGAAACCCGGGGCGCGUCCGUUACUAAGGUCCAUCGUGAUUUUGUUGAUAAGUACCAUAUUUAGCUCGUUUUUGGAUUUUUCGAAAAAGGCGUGGUCCUAAAAAGAAAUCUCACGUCAAGGUUUUAAUUAAUUUUCCUAACCUCUUUCAAUUUGAGUAAGAAAAAAAGUUAGUCCUGGAAAAAUUUCUGUAAAUCUUGCACAUUUUGACCUUUUUAAAAAAAAUCCAUCAUUUACUGAGAUUUUUCAAGGAGCAUCGAAACUAAUUUAGGAGAGUUUUGAAACGAAGAGCUAUUUUUUGCUGGUUCUUGAAGGGUGACUCAUUUUUAAUUUCAUUUACGAGUGCGCGAGGUUUAUCGAGCUGAGUGAUCACUUAAGGUUUUUAACGGAGCGUUUUUCACUCUAUCGCAUGAGGAGUUUAUUCAAUACGUACUGUGAAAAAGACGGUUUCAUCAGAAUCUUUUUAGAUCCCUCUAGUGACCACUUGAUUCAUUUUUUGUUAUUUUUAUUGAUUUUUGAAUGAAGACCGCUUAAAAAAAAUAUAUAUCGACCAAAAUUUAGCCUAUUUUUCGGUUUACUCAAUUUAAUUUGAAACGAAAAUCUCUGAACCUCUUCUUUCCGCUCACUAUUUCGCUGAAUUUGUCAAAUUUAUCUCAAACUGGUCUGAAUGAACUUUACUCAUUACAUCGGAAAGCUCCUUUUUUAUGAACUUAAUUAAAAAUUUUUUUGCAUUGCCAAUAAUGUUAAUGAGCUCCUUCUCAUUAGCCCCAGGUAAAUCCGCAUCUGACCUACACACCUUAAUGAACCUCCUCACGUGAGAAUGAGGUUGUCGUUAGAGCGACUUUACUCUUAUUAUAAUGCACCUGAAAGCUUUCCUCAUCCCUUUCAAUAUGAAAACCCCUUUAAUUAGGAAUUUCAUGAAAAUUUUUCGAUAUAUCAAAUUUUUGGCCUAAAAGUUUCCUGGCCUUGGAGAAAGGUCACUGGAAAAAUCAAAAAAAAGCCAUUUUUACUGUAAAAUUCGACCAUUUUGGAAUUGGACUACGCAUUUUUUUUUUCAGUUUUCCAGGAUCUCGUUUGUUUAAAAAAGAACAUUCCCGAAAAAAAUUCACAAUUUAAUUUUUCCUGGGAAAAAAGUCGAAAUCGAAAAAGGGCCCCUUUUUUACGAUUUUUGAUGAUUUUCUUCAACUUUGAGGAAUUUUUCGUUUUUAAGAUUUUUAUGAUCAUUAUCUGUUGAAUGAAGAAGUGCUCCUGAAAAUCUCAAACUGCAAAAUUAGAUAUUUUCUGGGAAAGAAAGGCUCGAAUUCAGAAAAUGGCUUUUUUUCUACGAUUUUUGAUGGUUUUUUUGGACCUUGAGCCUUUGUUUUUGAAAAACCAGGAAGUCGGACAAUUUCUAGACUUUUAGGCUCUUUUUGGUUUUUUAAAAGGGCUCCUGAAACGUGCAAAAUUUGAUAUUACCUGAGAAAUAAUGACCCUAAGUUGGUAAAUGGCUUCUUUUUAUAGUUAUUGUCGGACUUUGAGUCUUUUUUUCUAGAAAAUUGGGAUCCCUAGCAGAUUGAGACUCUCAUAGUGUUAAUCUGGUACAUCAAAAGUCCUGAGACCAGUUUUUAGGGAAUUCCAAGACUCAAAAUGAAAUAAACUUCCUUGUAAGCUUCUAGGAUGUUCUACAGAGACUCUAGACGGUUUUUCUAUCACUCAGAAUGAUUUUAGGACGUUUAAACUUGAUAGAACCUUGAUUCUAUUUAAAAAUUAAACUUCAAUCUGGACACUGUACCCUCCGAUUCCAUCCAAAAAAGUCUCCAUACUCACUUUCCAUAUUGCAGGACGAACUGGAGUCGUCAGGGUGUGAGAACGGCGACGACCAGAUGGAGCGACGCGUCGACGACGACGAGGAAGGAGAACUCGAAGACGAGGACGAAGAAGAGUUCGAAGACGAGGAGAUGCAAGAAGGCGUCGAAUACGGCGCCGAAGAGGAGACCGGAGACGAUUCGGACGACGAGGACGAGGAUGAGGAAGAGUACGACUCUGACGAAAGCUUGGAGGAGGUCCUUGUCGGUGAGUUUGACUUGGAAAACUUCUAGUGGUCCCUAUAGUAGUCGAAUUGUGGUCACUUGAGUGGUUAAACUUCAGUGACCUCUUUAGAAGUCUAUGGGGUUUUCCGAAACCACAAAAAUCACUUUAGUGACCACUAAGACUCAAAAUAGUGGCUUCUAUAGAGGUGGUUUUAGUGGCCACUAUAGUAGUCUAAUUAGUGGUCACUUCAGCGGCUUAAAUUAAGCGACCUCUUAAAAAUUCCAAAUGAUACUAAGAUCAUUAAAAAUCACUAGUGGCCACUAACAUUGUGGAUUCUAAAGAGAUGGUUUUAGUGGCCACUUUAGUGUCAUCUCCAAAUGGUCCUUAAGGAACCUCUUGAGUGGCCACUAGAGCUUUUUCCCAGAAUAGUUGGAGGAUUUUGUGCGCUCCAUAGAUAAAAUCGACAAUUUUCACAAAAAAUAGAAUAUUUCAUUCAAAGAGGUGCUUGAAAAAAGGUUGAGAAAAAAUUGCCGCUUCCAUAAGGCGAUUGUGCGCUCUAAGGACAAUUAUCGAGAAAUUUACUAAUUUCACAAAUUUUUGACUCGUUUAGUUAUCCAAAAAGUAUAAAAAGCUUUUUAGACAAAAUGGCCAUGAGAAGGUGGAAAACGGCGCUCUAUGGAUAAUUUUCAAAGUCGCUCCCUUGCAGGCCGACUCACGACAGUCCGAGUUCCUCCAGAAGAGGCAGCCGAAGGCAUCGUGAUCCCGCCGGAGAAGAAGACGAUCAUCCUGAACGGCGGCCCUGUGAUGGAGGGCGACCAGGAGCUCCACUUCAGACCCGUCUCCAGCAGCGAGUUGGAAAAGUACGAGCGGAUCGAGGAGAUCAAGCGCGAGAUUCGCAGUGAAACGGUGAGAAAAUGGCCGCUUUGAUGGGCGGAUUGUGCGCUCUGAGGAUAAUUCUCAAAAAAUGAAUUUUUGAAAAUAUUGUGAAUCUUCAAAGAAAAGUAGAUCUGAGGAGCUAUGACCAGAAAUAAAAAAGAUGAGAAAAAAAACAAAGAAAAAAAACCGCCAAGUUUGGGAGCACAUGUGCGCUCCAUGGAGAAAAAGUCAUUUUUGGGAGGUUUUUUUCGAAAAAAAUGACUUUUGCAGGCUUUCUUUUUGAGUAUAAAAAAUCAAAAAUCAGGUUUUUUAAGUAAUUGUCCAUGGAGCGCAUGAACAAUAACGGGAAACUUUUAAUUUCCUUUCAAUCAAAAAAAAAAUUUUCACAACUCAAUCAAGUUAAUAUUAAUGCUCUAGAUCAUGAUCGCCGUUUGAAAAGCUCAAAAAAAAAGAAAUGAAAAAAGGAGGCCAUUUUGAAGCUGACAAUUGCGCUCCAUGAACAAUUUUCUCAUUCUUAGUUUUUUUUUUCACUCAAAAAAAUAAACAAGUUGGUACUAAUUUUCUAGAGAACAAUUGCCGUUGAAAAAGCUCGAAAAAAAGAAAAUAAAGAAAUAAGAACAAAAAGAGGGCCAUUUUGAAGCUGACAGUUGCGCUCCAUGGACAAUUUUCUGAUUUUCGAUUUUUUUUUUACUCGAAAAAAGGGAAAUUGACAAGAUAUUGAUAAGGAAAAAUGGGAUUUCAGAUCUCCUGGACCCAAGACGAACCUCAGCCCGAAACUCGUCAGUUUCACUAUCACAGCAACCUGAGAGUUCACGACGUGACCUACAAGGGAAAAACUGUCCAAUUUGUCGAAAUUUAA
This is a messenger RNA of Caenorhabditis auriculariae, 15145 nucleotides long. The record is from the annotation of a GenBank genome assembly. NCBI's taxonomy places the organism in Eukaryota, Metazoa, Nematoda, Chromadorea, Rhabditida, Rhabditidae.